AGUUUAAGGCCAGGAGUCGUGGACGCGCACCCAGCUGCCUCUGUGAUCUGUGCUCGUUCACGACCAAACACCUGACUACUGCAGGGGACCGAGCCCGCAGAUUUUUCUCAUAGAAAACCAAACUCCUCUACAAAGCUUCCUGUUGAUUACACAGCUGUGUUGAUUCUGAGCAGGAUGGCGGAUGGGGAGAAGUUGGUAUCAGAGGAGCAGACGGUGGACAGCGGCCCGCUGCCGGACUACAGGCGGCGGACUCGGCUGUACUGCAUGAAUGGCGGACACCACCUCCAGAUCCUCCCUGAUGGGACGGUUCAGGGCCACAGGGAUGACGGGGACGUUCACAUUGUUUUAAAGCUCAAAGCUGUGGACAGAGGUGUAGUGGUGAUCCAAGGAACAGAAGCCGGGCGAUACUUGGCCAUGAGCGACGAGGGGCGUUUGUACAGUUCACCCACAGUGACUGCUGAAUGUUACUUCCUGGAGAAGUUGGAGGAGAACCACUACAACACAUAUGUACCUCAGAAAUAUCAGGAGAGGAACUGGUACGUAGCUCUGAAAAAGAACGGAAAACCUAAACUGGGUCCUAGAACUCACAUCGGACAGAAGGCCGUCUUCUUUCUGCCCCGAAGGCUGAGUGACUCCGGGGAGUAAAGACGCUCUCAGCACACAGUGAUACCUCAACCUAAAUGGAACGAAUGUUGUGAAAAGGGUUGAUGAGGUACUGGCUUGCAGAAACAAAUCUGUCAAGAACAAAAAGGGGCGAAGCGGCAAUAAUUCAACGGAUAAUUAUUAGAGAAAGGACCAGCUCGCAUCUGAGCUAAAAUACUGUGCAUGUCAUCUUUUUCCCCACUAACACAUCCCAUUUUAGCUGGUGGCAGGUCUUCUUACUGCAAAACAUGAAGAGCAAACAAGAAAACAAGUAUUCCAUUAUAUAUAUAUAUAAUAACAAAAUAUGAUGUAGCACAUUUAGUUACCUGAAUUAAUUAUCAUAUAAAAGUCUCCAGAUGUCAAUGAAAUUUGGUGGAAGGUUAGACCAGAGGCAGGAAUAAGUAACUGCUUAAUUAAAAAAGUCCCAUUAUGUCAGAAAUACCGCAUUCACUUGAAUGAAACAUGACACAUGUAACCCACUGACUGAGAAUGUUGUUAGUUUGUUGGAAGUCAUGUGCUUCGAGUCCUUUCUAGUUUGACUUUUCUGCAGUCAACGCUUUGCUCUCAAGGAGUAAUGCCUUGGCAGAUUAGAAGACAAAAAAGUAUCAAUUUACAGCUUGAAAAGGGCUGUUGAGACACUCACCUCUCUAUAUAACAGGGUGUCAAGCUGAAAAACUGCAAUUUCUUAUUUCCAGCAGUUACACUUUGCUGCCACCAAUGUGUAAAAUCACAAAAUGACCAAGGCACCAUUGAACAGAUAAAAGCUGCCACUCUGUUACAACCUUGAGCCAUACGAAUAACUGCUUCAUUAUACUAACCUGUAAAUAAUAUAACCAAGAAUGUAAUACAAUCUAGACAACUCAGAAAUGAUGCAUUAAAAGUGACAUUUAUUUAACACUAAACGUUUUCUGUACAGUUUCAUAACAACAAAACCCCAAGGUUGCAGCUUUACAUCACAGAAAUAAGCAUGAGUCCGUAUCAAAGCCGUGGCAGAAGUAUGAAGUUAACUGAUAAAGCUAACAGUUCAGUUUGCUGGACCAGACUAAAAUCCAUAUUAACUCCUUGCAUUGAAAACAGUUAGUUAGAUGAUGAAAAACUAUUAUCCUGACAUGUCGUUUCCCUUAGAAUAUAAAAACAAAAACCACUGUGUCGAGUCAUUCCUUGUUUUAUAUGUCUGGGACUUCAAAUAAUGAUAGGAACAUCCUCUGGGUUUUAUUGGUUAUGUUUCUAAAAGUGCACCUGCAUACAACAUUCUUUGAUAUAGUUUUGAUACCUACAAGAUAGCUUACACUUUAUUAAUCAUUUAAAAAAAGAAAAA
This is a messenger RNA of Sander lucioperca (pikeperch), 1960 nucleotides long. RefSeq names its product fibroblast growth factor 1a (gene fgf1a). Gene Ontology annotation, biological process: cell differentiation; positive regulation of cell population proliferation; regulation of cell migration. The record is from RefSeq and is a predicted model, not a curated record. Lineage: Eukaryota; Metazoa; Chordata; Actinopteri; Perciformes; Percidae. The coding region runs from base 175 to 645 and encodes 156 amino acids. Gene Ontology annotation, molecular function: growth factor activity; fibroblast growth factor receptor binding. The transcript has 4 exons. Gene Ontology annotation, cellular component: cytoplasm.